GUGAAGUUUGUAACACGGAUAUUUGUUUUGGAAGAGCAAGCUAGCGCAAGUUCGUCAUUCAACAAAAUCCUUCGUGAGUAAAAUGUGAGAUUUCAUCGUGGCUUUGUCUUAGGCUGACUGACAAGAGCACACAACCAUGUUGAUUUACGUGGAAAGCAGCGCCUUUGCGAUUCACUCCUUUGUUCUGCAAUGUUUCCCUGGCGACACGCUGGCCCGUGUCAGGGCCAACCUCUUGCACAUCCUGUACCAGAUGGGUCACGAGGACCAUCAAUUCCGCAUGAGGUAUAAAGGUCAAUAUCUACGAGACGCAUACACAUUGGAGGAUUACCGCAUCGGAGACCACUGUGUGCUAAAGAUGGUACCGCUGGCUAAAAAACAUGAGUCCUUCACAGAUGUGAAAGCCGAGAAGGCCAAGCUGGGUGCAGGGCAGAGCGAUGAGAUCAAGUUUGCUCUGAUCAAGGAAGUGGCCAUGUUGAAAUGGAGAGAACAGAUGAUGUCCGGUUUCAGUGGCAUCCUGUCGCUGAAUCGUGUCUUCACUCUGUUUGCUGCUUUGAUGUUCUUAUGGUACUUCAUUUCACCGUACCAGCCCUGGCAGUACGGAUCCUUCCUCCCAUGGGCCAUGUUGAUCUACUGUGUGGGUGUGGGAUUGAUUACGUUGUACACCAUGGAGAAAUGUCCGUCAUACACUCACAGAUCGGGAUUUACUGGUCCGUCCAGUCUAUGGCCUAAGUUUUUCUUGGUGACUUUUUCCAUUUUGACGAUGGUGAAUUGGGGUGUAGCGCUUUUUCUGACCAUCAGGUUUAUUCUGUCCAUCCUGGAUUAUUCUUGUCUGACGGAUGAGACGACUGAUUCCUGCACAGUGCGUGGUUUCUGGUCCUACUUCUUAGCCAUUUACUUCUCUCUGCACUCUAUCUAUCUCUUCAUCAUCUGGUCAAUGGCUAUGUCCUUGCUCUACAACUUCAAGUUCAGCAUUGGUGAUUUCCUGGAGGAACACCUCGUGGUUACCAGGGAUGUGGAGAAGGUGAUUGAGACGGCGAGAAAUGGAAGAAUAAAGGAAAGAAGACAAGCUGCCUUUGAGUUGGCCACUCUAGCAACAACUGGAGAUGACAGCAAAUUCAGGAUCGUCGCUGAGGGAGGGUUGGAGGUCCUAAUCUCUCUUGGUCUAUCCACUGAUGAAGCAACUCAAGAAUAUUCCACAGAGGCAAUGGCUGAGUUGCUUACAGUUCCAGCUAUCCAGGAUCAGUUUGUGGAGUUGGGAGGCAUCACCACGCUGACCACCCUCCUGCAUUCCCGCUACCCACGCCUAGUCCAAGAGGCGGUCACUGCCAUCUCUUACAUCGUGGUAGACUCUGAGGACAACAAGCAAGCCGUUAUUGCUGACCGGGGCCUGGAUGACCUUGCUCAUGCAGCUAAGGAAGGUAACGAGGUCACUAAGCGCAACAUAGCUGGGAUCUAUCUUGACUUAGCCUUCAGCCCGAGCGUAAGAGCUCAGAUGGCCUCACGUAAUUCCCCAACUGCAGCACUAGUGUCACUGUGUACAACACCCGACAACGAGACGCUUAGGCUAGCCCUUCAAGCUCUUGAACUACUGGCUAUAGAGAGCUCAGAGGUUAUCCUUUAUCAGGAGGACCUCCUUGAUCGUCUUCUGAACAUCCCUCGUCUCACCAAGGAUUCAGAAAUCUUCCUUCUGGCUGGCAAGAUCUUACUCUACUCUGCUGAGAGUCCUGAGGCUUGUGUCAAAAUGCUGGCUGCCCAGAACUUGAAGACUACACUGUUUCAAUUUGCCAAAACGGGUGAUCCCAUUCUGCAGAAGGUGGUUGCUAAAGUGAUUCUGUGCACUCUAGAGGAGAGAGCCCUUGCAGCGAAGGCCAAGGAGCUGAACCUGAAAGAGAUUCUAGUUUACAUCCGUGGCCACGCUGACGACCGUGAGGCAUGGAACAUGGCAGACGAGGGGAUCACAACCUUCGAUAAUGCUCUCUUCAGCAGCUUUGUGCCCGGACCAGAGAGUGAUAUGGGCUCACUUCUUUCCUUCAAGAAACCUCCGCUACCGAUGUUUGAAGGCGCAAAAGGAAUGACUGGAUCGUCGGUGAGUAUGUCUGAAGCUGUAGCGCAAUCAAGCUCACCACCGGACAGUGAUAGUCAGAGAUCUCAAGGUGUUGAUGAUAGAAGACCGACAGAGGUGAUAAGACCAGGGUCAAAGGGUAAUAAAAGAAAGACCAAAUCAGCUUCAUCAACAUCUUCCUCCUCCUCCUCCUCCUCCUCUUCCUCCUCCUCAUCUUCCUCAAGUAAAAGCAACAGUGACAAAAAGUAAUUAUUUAUGGGGCGUCUUGGCCGAGGUUUUUAGAGCAUAACAUUCAAGUUCAUUAGAAUGUUGGUUAAAAUCCCAGUUAUUACACUUGUACCCCUGAGCAUGAUGCUUUACUAUAUUUGCUUCUCUUCACCCAGGAGUAUAAAUGGGUACCUGUGAGAAGGAAGUUGAUACUGUGUUUGAAAAGGCCUCCUGAGUGCCACGACAGCCCGUGGCUGAAUACUCCCUACUAGGGAGCUGAGAAACUGUUAUUGGCCCAAUGUAAAGCGCAUUGAUAUGCUGUUGUGAAAUGCGCGUUAAAAGAUCUAGUUAUUGAUAUUAUUAUACAGCUCAGAAAUCAAAAUGAAAUAAUAGUCAUAAAAUGUAGUCUACGCUUUUGGUAAAGUGAUUGGCAAUACAUCUGUAUCUGAGUCAUCAGUUCAGGGAAUAAUUGUAGAUUAUUUGAAGGGCACCAUUUUCACAAAAACAGCAUGUUUUUAAUGCUACAAUUGGAAAUCACCGGUCAGAACUUUCCUCAGUACUUAAUACUUGUACAUACUUUCUUUUUGUUUCCGGUUUUGAUUUGUUUUCAGCUGUCUGAAACAAAAUGUUGAAUUAUUCAUUUAGACACUUGCAUGCUAUUGAUAUUCAUUGUGUAUUAUAGUGUGGGGCGUGUAUCAUCACACACUUGAGUAGAUGGAGUGAGCAUUAAGGGAGUGAAUAUAGUAGUUGUGUGAGUACCUACACCGAUCUACAUUAAACACUUUAUUUUCGUUGUGCUUUAGGAUUCAAACUGCCUCUGAAAUGGCAAUGUCAUGGAUGAAAUCCCACUAGAGUUUGCCUUUGGAUUAUAUACAGUGCUUAAUACACAUUGCUGUAGGGUACAAUACAAGUAAUAUUCUUUAUUUCGGAUGCAACUUUAAAAUCUUUUGUUUAAUGUAGUUGUUUUAUCAUGUAGAAAGAGAUGGAAAGACAUUUUAUAUAUAUAUUUUCUAGUUUUGUAGAUUUUAUAUUUAAAAGAUAUGUAAAAAGAGGAAAGAAUGUUUUUUCUGUACAAAAUGAUUCCGUCCAUAAUGUACAAAUUUUAAUUGAUAAUCAUUGUCCAUCAUAGUAGAAUGGUUGGUUGGAGUAAGGGUUGCUGUCAGUACAAAGGAUUGGGGUAAGAGUUGGGGUCAAUGGUUUAAGACAUUAUGCUUAGAGUUUUGGUUUGGUAUGGGUUAAAGUUGCCGUUAGAACAAGGUAUUGAGGUUGGGUCAAAGUUCAUUGGUAAGGGUUUGAGUUGCUGUUGGUCAGGGGAAUUGGGCCGAGUUGGAUAAAACUGCUGGACUUACCCCUUGUCCGUUUUUCAAUUUUAGGCCAAAAUUUGACGAAAC
Asterias rubens (European starfish) is the source of this 3660-nucleotide messenger RNA. RefSeq lists its product as uncharacterized. The transcript is spliced from 13 exons. The coding region runs from base 137 to 2311 and encodes 724 amino acids. Gene Ontology annotation, molecular function: protein binding. The record is from RefSeq and is a predicted model, not a curated record. NCBI's taxonomy places the organism in Eukaryota, Metazoa, Echinodermata, Asteroidea, Forcipulatida, Asteriidae.